CGACAAGUACGAGCUCCAGUCCGCUGAUCCCCUCGCGAAGCAGUUCAUUCUCAAGUUCGCGGGAGCUGCUGGAUUGGCUGCCCGCCGUGUGGGCCAAGCUUUGCAGUCUCUUCGUGGCAGUGGCGGAGUCUGGAGGGCAUUCGCUGUGGCAGCUCACGGCGGUGGUGGAGAGGCUCGACUUCAUAUUUCGCAAGAUAAGAACCCGCGCCAGGUCAAACUCGAGAUCCUCGGCCGCAAGACCAAGCUCGCCUUGCAGGGGGAGUUGGGAGGCCGCAAAGUCUUCUUCGAUCGUGAUCGUGGAUGGGUUUCAGUUGGCUGGGACGCGCUGUGCAAGAUCGAGCCGAAGCAGGGCAGGGAGAAGGCUGAACUCAUGUGGAACAUGGCGACGAUCCGCAAGCUCGGAGUGUCCAAGGAGGCUCUGGUGGCUCGCACGAACCAGAUCUUCGAACCUGAUACGGAGCCUGAGUGGUGUCUUUGA
Prorocentrum cordatum is the source of this 478-nucleotide messenger RNA. The record is from the annotation of a GenBank genome assembly. Lineage: Eukaryota; Dinophyceae; Prorocentrales; Prorocentraceae.